AUGAACAUCGAAACCGAACGUAACACUCUACGAGAUGAAGUGAAAAAACUCCAGAAUGAACUGCAGUUCGGCAGGGAUCAAAUGAUGCGUAAAAACGACGAAUUCAACGCAGCACUGGAUGACUUGUCCAAUGCACACAGGACGGCUGAAGACGGUCGUGUCAACGCCAUCCAAGAGUUGGAGAGCCGCAAGUUUGAGAUCACUGAUCUGCAGUCUCGUUUGGACAAUGCCGAAGAACGACUCAACACUCUGCAGCAGGAAUAUCUGAAGGCUGAUCGAGAAAGAGACAUGCUAAACGACUCGAUGCGACGAUUCCAGUCGAUCAUCAGUCAUACGGUCAUUUCCGAAACCAGUGUUGUUGAUAUGCAGUCGUUGGAUGUCCACUUACAGAAUGUGAUGAAUCGUAUUGAGAAGCUUGAACGAGAAAGGGUGAGUCUUCAGAACGACUAUCGAGACUCGUUGUCACGCCUCAAACGCAAAACAAGUGACAGUACAAUUGCGGUCACUAAACACGAAACACUCUAUCGUACAAUUGAGGAUCGUGUCGCUGAUGUUGAAGAGGGCAAACGCAACGCCGAAAUCAAGCUCAUUAAAGCCAAGGAAUUGGUAAGCUCACAAGGUGAACAACUGAAACAAUACGAAGAGGAGAGACGUACGAUGAAGUCGAAAAUUAUGAUGUUUGAGAUGGAGGCACGCGGAAAAGAUGCUAAGAUUCGACAUCUCAGUGACUUGAUCAAGACUCUUAAAUCUGAUCUGGAGAAUGCGCGCAGUGAAGUGCAUAACCUUCGCGACCGGGAGGAUCGCUACGAGAUGACCAAGGUUCACGUGGAAAAACAAGUGACUUCGGACGAUUCCGAAGCUCGUCUGAGACAAAUGAUGACUUCGUUCGAGACUGAGCGUCAGGUGAGCGAAUUAACUCAUCGUCAGCUUGGAAUACGUAAAGAAAAUGCAAGCUUGAAGUGGGCAUUUGAGCCCAAUGUGUUGCGAAUUCCGGUGAUUCUGAGUGGUUAUUGCCUCAUAAACAGCGUGAAAGCAUUUCAGGGAUUCAACGACACCGUCCGGAAGCUCACCUCACAGCUCAGCAGUCUUCAGACCAAAAACAGUGAUCUGAAAGACGAUGUUGAUAAGCUGAAACGUGAUCUGUCGGAUGCGGAAAAGACCGAAGCCGAGCUGAGGAGAAACUUCGACGAGAAGAGCCGUGUGGCCAUCGAAGUUCAACAUUUGAAGGAUCAAGUCAGUGCAAAGAAUCGUCUGAUUCCUUUUUUCCGUUGUGAACACCGCUUCUGCAUUUCCAACUAA
Messenger RNA from Anisakis simplex (herring worm), 1299 nucleotides. Lineage: Eukaryota; Metazoa; Nematoda; Chromadorea; Rhabditida; Anisakidae. The record is from the annotation of a GenBank genome assembly.